Messenger RNA from Branchiostoma belcheri (Belcher's lancelet), 816 nucleotides. RefSeq lists its product as uncharacterized. NCBI's taxonomy places the organism in Eukaryota, Metazoa, Chordata, Leptocardii, Amphioxiformes, Branchiostomatidae. Bases 1 to 684 code for a protein of 227 amino acids. The transcript is spliced from 3 exons. The record is from RefSeq and is a predicted model, not a curated record.
AUGGCGAGUUCCAAGCUUAGCUUUGUGAAUUCUCGGCUGACAGUCUUCAGCGCCGUCUUGGCGCUCUGUUCUUACGUCUUCCUCAGAAGAACGUCCGUCGAGUUCCGAGAAGAGAUCUUCAUCCAAGCGUCGGAGAGCGAAGUGUUCGAGUUCCUGUCGGAUGUCAGACUGUUGGACUUUGUUCACCCUUACAGAGUCGGCGCGUUUAACAUCACGGCAGUGACUGACGACUCGGGGCUGGAGGGAGUCAACUACGAUAAUGUGGAGAGGAUCGACUUCUUCGGGCUCUACACCGAGACGCUCUACUUCCCUGUCCACACAAGAUUCCUCAGAAACGCGGGCGAGGUCCGGUCGUCCUAUGACGUGAUGAACGGAACGAUCGUGGCUAACCAGUCCUUCACGCUGCACCCGGCCCAGCGCAACGGCGUCAACGGCACCCUGGUGGUGGACGUCAGCCGAGUCAGCCUGCCCUGGGCCUACUCACACUUCACGGCCUGGAAGGGCGGCGAGGCGCACAAAAUGAUCCUCGGGGGGAUGCGGAGGUUCUUGGAGGGCGAGAACCGCGACGUCAUCACCCUCCUGAAACAGUACGCCGACCUGAGAAUACAGUUUAACGAACUCAGGCUGCUGUCCAAUGACAUCACGUCUUUCUGCGUGCUCCCGAUGAUCUGUUCAAACUCGUGAUCCCAUUGGUCCACGUCAGAGAAUAUAUUUAACCAAUCAGAGUAGAAUAUUUUUCCUGACCAAUCGCUGAUCUAUUCGAACUCGUGAUUGCAUUGGUCCACGUCAGAGAAUAUAUAGCCAAUCAGAGUAGAA